Messenger RNA from Helobdella robusta, 1035 nucleotides. RefSeq lists its product as hypothetical. The coding region runs from base 1 to 1035 and encodes 344 amino acids. The record is from RefSeq and is a predicted model, not a curated record. The transcript is spliced from 2 exons. Lineage: Eukaryota; Metazoa; Annelida; Clitellata; Rhynchobdellida; Glossiphoniidae.
AUGGAACAACUGGUGAAGUUCAUCUCAGAGAGCAUUUCAGAUAUGACGUAUUCAUCGGGGAAGAAUUAUUACAACAACAACAACAACAUCAACAACAAUAAUAGCAUCAACAACAACAUUCUUGACGGCCAAGACAUGAAACAUCAUCGUCACCAUCAUCACCAUCACCAUCAGCAACAGCAACAUUUUCAACAGCAACAUCAACUACAACAGCAGCAGCAACAGAUGUUGCAACAACAUCAAUUCCAGCAACAUCAACAACAACAUCACUUGCCUGGAUAUGUCGAUCGCAGAGCUGGUUUUGGCCUUUCAAAUAACAUCAACAACACAUUCAAUAGCACGCCCUAUAAUAUCAUCAACAACAACAUUAGCAACAGUUUCAACAACACUAAUAAUCUACCCGAUGCCUCAAAUUAUAAAAUUAUGAGUUACAACAACAACAACAACGUUAACAACAACAGCAACAGCAGCAACAAUUUCAAUGAAUUCAACAAUUAUGUAAGCAAUCAUAAUAACAUCAACAACAAAACUGCAGAUAUAUAUAACAACAAUAACAUUAACUGUAUCAACAAUACUCUCAAUCAUUCGAACUCAACUAGUCCCGCCAUAAACUUCAACAAUGCCAGCAACAACAUUAACAUUAUUACUAAAAACAAUAUCAACGAUUACAACAACAACAACACUAACAUCAACAACAACAGUAACAACAGCAACAGCAAUAGUUCAAUGUUAAUGUCACCACCUAACAUCAUUUCACCGCGAAACAACAACAACAAACAUCUCAUGACCGAACUAUCAUCUGCACCAACAACGCCAAUGGUGAUGACGUCGACGAUGAUGAUGUCACCUGAGUUCAAGGACGAACGGGGUCACGAAAGGUCAAACUUAUAUGAUGACCCUUCCAAAGCGUCCUUCGUGCAGAGGUCACCGAGAAUAAAAAAAGAAAUAACGAACCAUCGGUAUAACAAUUGCAGCGACCCUGCUAUCAUUUUUCUGGCGUUAAUUGACGAUAAUUUAAAAUGGUUUUUUUUUUAG